Chlamydomonas reinhardtii is the source of this 2555-nucleotide messenger RNA. RefSeq lists its product as uncharacterized. The transcript is spliced from 13 exons. The record is from RefSeq and is a predicted model, not a curated record. Lineage: Eukaryota; Viridiplantae; Chlorophyta; Chlorophyceae; Chlamydomonadales; Chlamydomonadaceae. Bases 246 to 1646 code for a protein of 466 amino acids.
CCUGCAUUGGUGUAACCUAGCACGCACAUUGCCACGGCUGCGGUGGCACUGCUUUUACCGCUGCUGCCCCCAACUUCAUCGCCUCUGCUGUAGCCGCGCAUUGCACCACGCACUAGCUAACCCAUACAUCGAACACAGCAGCACCACCAUUUGUAGCAACGCCACCAUUUAUUGCAGCAGUACCAACAGCAGUCGCAGCAGCAGCACCACCUGCACCACACCCCCGCAGCACCACUACCGCCGCCAUGGCCAGCGCUGCAAGCCCGCCCGCCUCCUUCAACCUCCCCGCCUCCGGCACCACCACCACCACCACCACCGGCAGUAGCACCGGCACCGCCUACACCGCCCUCGGCAGUAGCAUCGCCGACCUGACCCAAUGGCUGCUGUCGCUGCCCGCGGGCGUGGCUCGCGCCCUGCUGUCGCCCGGCAGUGGGGAGGGGCUGCUGGGGCUGCUGCCGGGGUGGGCGCGGCAGCUGCUGCCGGGGUGGGACCCGGACCGCGACAUGACAGACAUGUUUGGCAAGGUGGUCAUGAUCACGGGCGCCAACAGUGGCAUUGGCUUCCAGGCCACGCGGCUACUGGCCCGCAACAACGCACACGUGGUGAUGGUGGUGCGGGACGAGGACAAGGGGCGCAAGGCUGCUGAGGACAUCAAACGCGACAUCCCGCACGCUAAGCUGACGUUGAUGCAGGCAGACAUGGCCAGCCUCAGCUCCGUCAAGCGGCUGGCUGAGGAGUUCACCGCCACCGGCUCGCCGCUGCACGUGCUGGUCAACAACGCGGGGGGGAUGGCGCCCGGGCCCUUCGCAGUCACGGCCGACGGCUUCGAGACCACCCUGGCCACCCACUACUACGCCCCGCUGUACCUGACGCUGCUGCUGCUGCCGCGCCUGCGCGCCUCCGCCCCCUCCCGCGUGGUCAACGUGGCCAGCUUCGGGGAGGCGUUCGGCCGCGUGCACUGGGACGACCUGAGGUUGUGGGACGUGCAGCAACAGCGCCACCGGAGCUCUGUGCGCCCGCAGCUCUUUGAGGACGCGAGUACUCGAGGGCUCAGUGCCAAACGGGGCGUGGACCUGCGCACCAGCGGCCUGCCCGCCUACGCCGCCUCCAAGCUCUACCUGCUCAUGGCCAGUCGCGACCUCAACCGCCGGCUGAGGGGCACGGGCGUGGACGUGUUCCCGGUGCACCCGGGCCUCGUGUCCACGCCCGGCGAGGCCAAGUCCGACAAGUCCUACCCCGUGUCCGUGCUGGCGUUUGUCGGCUCGCGGCUGCACGGCCAGUCGGAGCUGCGCGGUGCACUGGCGCCGCUGUUCGCAGCCACCGAGCCGCGGCUGCAGGGCCGCGGCGGCACCUACAUCGGCCCCAACAGCUUCGGACUGCAGCUCUUCGGCUGGGGCGGCAGCAACACGGUGGCCCGCAGCCCGGUCAACUGGGCGGCUCGCGACGCGGCCGAGUGCCGGCGGCUGUACGACCAGACCCGCGCCGUGCUGGACAGCGCCACGGUGGCGGCGGGCCUGGGUGCCGUGCCGGUCACACACUUUGUGGACGCGCAGCAGCAGGCCGCGGCCAAAGCCCUGGCGCCCGAGGGCGGCGGACAGCACCCGAAGCACCAGCCGCCGCCGGGCUCCGCGAUGCCCCUGCUGUGAGGGCCCCGGCGGCUGGUGGGUGCUCCUGCGUGGCGCGGUGCCGGCGGCGGGAGGCAGGUGGUGGCAGGCGGAGGCGGUAGUGGGCGGCGCAGGAGGCGGACGCAGGCGGCGGAGGCUGCAGGCAGGAGGUGGUGGCGGCGGCGUUAGGCAGCAGAAGGCGGUGGCAAGAGUUGGCCGGCGGCAAUAGGUUGUAGUGGGCGCCAGCGGCAGCAGCCUGCUGCAGGAGUGGGCUGCUGUCGUGGGGCGUCGCUCAACUCGCAUUGCUCUUGGAAGCAGGAAAGCAGGGAAAUGUCUGUUGGAAGUGAGUGAAUGAGGUAGUCCUUCGGCGGCACAUGUCCGGGCCGAAAUUUACAGCAGGUUGGUGUGUUGUUGGUUGGGACUUGGGAGACGGCGAUGCGCAACCGUUGCGGUUGAGUUGGCGGACUCCCGGCUCCGCUUCCGCUUCCGCUUCCGCUUCGCCCAGUAGUUUCGCCCGCAGCAACUACUGGUAUGCGUAGACAAGACGAGCCCUUGCUUGGUUGGAGUAUUAAUUGGCUUGAGUUGAUCAGUUGCAUACCGUUGCGGUCGAGCAGCGAUUUGGGUGACGGUCGUUCGUGGGUGGCUGAAGGGCAGGAAUUGCGGCGUGGCGUGCCUUCCCCCGCCGUGCGCAAUGGCAACAAGCAGUACCAUACACAUAUAUGUAGCGCUCCAGAAACGUACCUGACCAGCAUAUCAUGCAUUGAACGUGCGAGAUAGCCUGGGCGUGGCGGUGCCGUGGCAUGACUCGAGCCGGAGUGUUGCACCGUGUAGGGCGCGGGGUGACUAGGCAUUUCCGUUGGGGUUCCGGAGUUCCACGCGCCGACAUGGCACACGGUCUCAACGGCGCACGAGCUGGGCUAAAAGGCCGUCGAAAAAUGGGAUAAAAUUUCA